Pseudophryne corroboree (corroboree frog) is the source of this 2498-nucleotide messenger RNA. Its product is annotated as interleukin-1 receptor type 2-like. Lineage: Eukaryota; Metazoa; Chordata; Amphibia; Anura; Myobatrachidae. Gene Ontology annotation, molecular function: interleukin-1, type II, blocking receptor activity. The record is from RefSeq and is a predicted model, not a curated record. Bases 303 to 1460 code for a protein of 385 amino acids. The transcript is spliced from 9 exons.
GUCCUCACUUGCACAAUCAGGAUAUUGAGGGGAUCUUGAAAAAGUCUGCACUAUUUUAGACACAAUUUUUAUUGAGAAAUGUCUGAGGAAGUUCCACCAUGCACGCAGAGGUAUAUAUUACAUGCACUCUAUGCAUAUGUUUAAUGGCCACACAUUUAGUACUGCGCAGAUAAAUGCAUUGGACCAUUUUUGUAAACACUUAUUUAUAUACAAUCAACAAACAAAAUUCAAGGACCUAACUAGCUACACAGAAAAGAAAAGCACUGAAUUUCCCUAACUGAGAAUAAUUUCAAUAAAGUAAUAUGUGGUUUUCAUUGAUUGUCAUUGGAACUUGUUUGUUGGAGACAUCUGGAUUAAGCGUUUACCGCAUGAAGAAUAAUGAAAAAUGUCAAGCGCAGAUCACACAUUCUUUAGGUUAUUAUGUACUGAAUGAAGAACCAGCAAUCAUCAAGUGCCCAGUCUUCCAGUAUGUUCAGUUGGACCUUUCUGUAGGACUAUUCCAUUUGGACUGGACUACAAAUGGUUCUGAAAAUGUAAAUAUUGGAAAUAGAUCUAGAAUACAGACUAAUGAAGAAGCCUUGUGGUUCCUGCCAGCUUCAUUAGAGGACAGUGGACUCUAUACUUGUGUCCUGAGAAAUGCAUCCUAUUGCAUUGAAAUAUCAAUGUCUCUGAAUGUCAUGAGUGAUACAGUAACAUCAUUGCCUGAUAUUGAAUAUCCACAAUUUACCUUUGAACACUCAGACUUUCACAUAUAUUGUCCAGAUCUAAAGGACUUUACGAAAGAUCCCUCAAAUGUGCAACUAAAAUGGUAUAAGGAUGGAGAACUUUUGCUGAAUAGCUCCAAAUUCAAACACUUGGAUGGCAGCACACAUGCUAUAAUAAAUGAUGUAAGACAUACUGAUGAAGGGUAUUACAAAUGCCAGUUAGCCUUUACCCAUGAAAACACAGAUUUCUCUGUUUCAAGGAUUAUCCAUCUACGGACUGUAGAUCAAGAGAAGAGACAGCAUCCUAUCAUUGUGAAUCCAAGUCGCAAGACAAUAGCUGCAGCCAUAGGUUCGAAAUUAGUGAUUCCAUGCAAGGUCUUCACAGGCCACGGUGAAACCAAUCUCAUCGUGUGGUGGGUGGCUAAUGACUCUUUUGUUGAUGAACUCUUUGAAGAUGGUCGGGUUACCGAAGGGAUGUUGCAAACAACUACAGAGACGGAUGGCCAAUACUUUGAGGUAUCACUGACUUUUGAAAGGAUUGAAGAGGAGGAUUUUACCACUGAUUUUAAGUGUAUAGCCAGCAAUGACUAUGGUCAAGAAGUUUUGCCAACACAUAUAAAACCAGCAGCCUCCUCCUUUGCCUGGUACAUUGCAGCAGUUCCUGCCCUUGUGCUUUUCCUGAUUAUAGUGAUUAUUGUCACAAACAAACACAGGAAAUGUGGAAAUAAGAAAGAUUACUCUCUGGCCAAGUUAUGAAUGGUUCAUGUAUCUUAUUCUGUUAAAACAAAUUUCUCACUUCAGUAGUAACUGAGAUGGCCAAUAUUUGUACAGUAUAUAAGCUCCUUCUCAAGUGAGAAUCGUAAACAAUACCUAUCGCAUUUCUUCCAACAGUGUUAUCCAGUAUAGUAUUUAAACUGCAUGUAUUCAAACUGUUUUGAAGAUGCGCCAUGAAUAAAGGAACAAAUAAAACCUAUGAAUUGCCAUUCUGUGAACAUGGAUAUACUUUGAAUGCCUUAAAAGCUCACCUGCUCAACUACGUAGAAUCUUCAUGUUGUUAUGGGACAUCAUGUAUGCACAAGACGAGAUGUAUUAAUUAUCACAAUUGCCUGCUUUAAGGUCAGCCAGAAUCCUUAAUUUAAAUCCUAAUGGACAGCUCCACGUAACCUAACUGUCCUAGCAAAGGUUCCACUUCCAGAUUUCUGACCCAGGUGAUGUAAAUUGCAAACAUGGCCACCAGACUGCGCAUGAACUAGUGGCCACUUAUACUUCAGUAAUUCCUGCCAAAAUAAAUGUAACAUGAUAACAUGACAGAUAAUUACAUCACUUAUAAUCUUGACAGGAUAUUUUUGUAUACUGAAGCAUUAUAUGUCAUAAAAUAAUUGCAUCCUAUUCCUACAUUGUAAACACGCCCAGGGACAUACUGAAACAGGAUUUGCUGCCUACUAUUUAUUUAAAUUAAGGGUUGGGUGUGUGUUACCCAGAUGCAGAUCUGCUGUGGGUAGUCAUCAAGUGGUUUAGGGAUUAGUAAAUCGAAAUGCAAAGUUUUUUUUAUAUAAAAGAGAGAAUAGUAACAUUUAUGUUUUUGCAAAAAACAAAAUAGAUGCAUUUAUCAGUUUGCAUGAUGAACAGAUGUAGACACAGUCCAAGUCCCCAUAGCAAACUAGGCAGAUAUUACUGUCCUUGCUGCAUUUUUAGGUGUAAGUACUGUAAAAUGGUUUCAUAUUGUUUUAAUCCUUUGGGGAUAACAAUGGCUAAAACUGGUCUACAAAAUAAAUAAAUCUAUAACAAUGAAAA